Penicillium soppii is the source of this 879-nucleotide messenger RNA. RefSeq names its product RTA1 domain-containing protein. Lineage: Eukaryota; Fungi; Ascomycota; Eurotiomycetes; Eurotiales; Aspergillaceae. Gene Ontology annotation, cellular component: membrane. The transcript has 3 exons. The record is from RefSeq and is a predicted model, not a curated record. Bases 1 to 879 code for a protein of 292 amino acids.
AUGUCAGAGGGCUUCAAGUUGUAUCAUUAUGACCCAUCUGCCGGUGCUGCUGUGGCCUUUGCCGCUGUCUUUGGUCUCACCACCGCGGUACACAUUUGGCAACUAGCACGGAAUCGAACAUGGUACUUUGUACCAUUUCUAAUUGGCUGCCUUUUUGAGGCGUUCGGUUAUUUGGCGAGAUAUGCCAGUGCAGAGGAAUCCCCGAACUGGACCACCAAACCAUACAUUGCACAGAGCCUUUUGCUCCUUUUAGCACCUGCCUUUUUCGCCGCCUCUAUAUACAUGAUUCUUGGUCGCAUUAUUCGCCUCUUGAAUGGAGCUUCGUGUUCGUUAAUUAGACCAUCAUGGUUGACCAAGAUAUUUGUGACGGGUGAUGUUUUGUCAUUUUUCAUCCAAAGUGGAGGUGGUGGCAUGCUUGCUACUGCAAAGACCAAGUCGAAAAUUGAUCUUGGCAACAACAUGAUUGUUGCAGGACUCUUUGUCCAGAUACUGUUUUUCGGCUUUUUUAUUGUUGUAUCCUUGGUUUUCCAUGUUCGCAUGCUGAAGACCCCCCUCCAUGCUGUGGGCGACAGUCGAAUUCCAUGGACGCGCUAUAUGAAAGUCCUUUAUUUCGCCAGUACCCUGGUUAUGAUCCGAUCGAUUUACCGAGUGGCCGAAUAUGUUCAAGGGACCGAUGGUUAUCUCCAAAGCAAAGAGGCAUUCAUUUAUGUUUUUGAUGCAACAUUGAUGUUCAUUUGCUGUCUGCUUUUCAAUGCCUUUCAUCCGAGCAAUAUUCUUUCUGGUUAUCAAAAAACUGAGGCAAACCCGGAUCUAGAGAUGCUCAACCACGGCGAGUAUACCGGAUAUACGGGGCAAGCCAGAUACAACAACAUUUCUUGA